AUGAUCAAGAAGAAAAACUACAUCUGAACUUUGUCUUCAAUUUUAUUUCGUAACAGGUGUCUAAAUGGAGGUGACGGAUGAACUAAUCAGUGACAUGGUUCGAGUUAAGGUUGGGAGUUGGACGAAAGACGAUGUUGGGGUUUGGAGAUUCUCUCCCGCGGAGGGACAAGUUGGAAAGAACAUUCGGUUCCGAGAAGGCGAUGGUGUGGAAGCAGCUAAGACGAAGGUCGUAGCCGAGUUUAACAUCGACCGGCAGAGAGAGAAGGUGGAGCUGACUUACGAAAUGCCUGAAUGGAUGGACGUCGACGGUGGUGUCAAACCUGUGCCGAUUCACAUAGUGUCAGACGACGACAUGGACAUGUUCCUGGCGAUGCGUGUAGACUUACACGAAAUGAAGCUGUAUGUCGUUCGGAUGCCGAUGAAUAUGACGCUCGAGAUAGAUGGCUUCAAAAUGGUACCUUUGAUAGACGAGUUUGCGUUUAGUGAGGUCAUGAGUAAGGAGGAGUUCGCUAAAGAAAACAGACGGAGGCUUGACAAAGAGGCCGGCGACAACAUAAUCUGCUCUCAAGUACCGAGGGAACACAUAGGAGACAGCGGGGAUGGACCCCUAGGGUGGAUAGGGGGUUCUUACGCAGCAAGCGGAUUUCCUACGCUUUCGGCAGCUUGUAGACAUUACAAAGCGGCUUCCGAGGCGGUUCAGUAUCAUGGAUCACCGGCCAGUGUUCUGGAACCUCAGGGAAGCUCAUCCUCCGACGAUAACCGUGUCACAAGAUUGACAAGAGAUUUGUUCUCGGAUUUUGAAAGAGCUGCGACUUCAAGCGGAGAUGUACGCAGCCCAUCGGAAACACAAGCCGCCGGAGAAGGACAGGGCGAUGGAGCUGAGCUAAACAAUGGGAAUGAGGUUAUCCCUAACAGUAACACAGAGCAGCAGAAUGAACCACCCGAAACUGGGAUGUUAAGGUUGCUAAGCCUUCCUGUACACACUUUUGCGAGGGACGCAGCCCCCGUGUUAGACGAGAACGACCCAGAUGGUUCAGAAAGAACAAGACUUGUCGUGCUGGAUGUUGACUACGAAGGGGACGAGUUAUUCGUGGGACGCGUGUUCAAGAACAGAGAUGACUGCAGAGUCAAACUCGCUGUCCAUGCUAUCAACCGGAAAUUUAGUUAUCGUAAUGACCGCACCACCAACGACGUGGUGUACCCAAGAGCAAGCCACGGGGCUUGUAUCGUACAUCUGCAGAGGAAUGUUGCUGCAAAGUUUAAGAAGAGGAUACUUGCUACCCUCAUUUCGAAAGCGGCAAGAGCAUUCCGGAAAUCAACAUUCAACGAGUAUUUUGAGGAAAUAGAGAGGGUUUCACCUGGCUGCGCCGAGUAUUUGAUGUCAAUUGGUCUUGAGCAUUGGACUAGGUCACAUUGCUAUGGGGAUAGAUACAACAUCAUGACUUCUAACGUGGCUGAAUCAUUAAAUGCAGUUUUAAAGGAAGCAAGAGAGCUACCUAUCGUGUCUACGCUAGAGUACAUUAGAGGGACUCUAAUGACGUGGUUUGAGAAACGUCGGGGAAAAGCAGCGCAACACAAGAUGGACCUGACCCCGAAGGUUGAGGAAAUAGUGCAAAGGAACUACGAACGAUCAACCUGCUAUGAAGUAAUCAAGAUCAAUAACGAGCAUUACGAGAUCAAGACAACAACUGGUCUAUCUUAUCUUGUGGAUAUCCAAAAUAAGACUUGCACAUGCGCAGAAUUCAACUUGCUAAGGAUCCCUUGCAGCCACGCAAUUGCAGCAGCAGUUCGUUGUGAUUUGAAGGUGCCUCUACUGGCGGCACCGCAAUAUGGGACAUUCUUCUGGAGUCUUGCUUACAAUGGAAAUAUCAAUCCGGUACCCGACUUAAGCACGCUACGUGAGGUUCCAGAUGGGAUAUCAACAAGGACGGUUCUACCGCCAAUAACACGAAGGCCACCAGGUAGGCCAAAGCGUACUAGAUACCUUUCAACUGGAGAAUUUAAGACGCCGAAGAAGAAGGCGAAGCGGAGCUGGGAGGAGAUGAGUGAAAUGUCGGAAGGGGGAUCUAGCUCAACAACAAGAGGUAAGAGCUCUGUAUUGGAGGAUGGCGUCUACGAAUGCGACUGCGGGAAGGCGGCGCUAGUCCGACAAUCAUGGACAGACGCAAAUCCAGGUAGGCGAUUCUAUAGGUGCGGAGCCGGUUGGAAAAACAUCUGCAACUACUUUCGGUGGCGCGAUCUUGAGAAACCACAUGGAUGGCAGAAAAUAGCACUUUUGGAAGCAAGGGACUUGAUAAAGUCACAAGCAGAGGAGCUUACAAAGCUUAGAGCGAUUGUUGGGGGCCAAGAAGCAAGGAACACAGAGGACGAAGGGAGCGAGCUCCUUCGUAGGUUGGAAGACAUGGAAAAGGAGAAUAUGGCUCUACGAAGUUAUGUGAAGGCAAGCGCGGCGAAGGAUCAAACCAUCCGUCAGGUGGUCAUUAUCUCUUGGAUAGGUUUUGCUUGUGUCGUGGCAACAAUAGUUCAUGCAUUAAAGUAGCAAAACAAAUGGACCAUCGCUAUCAUCAUCAUUCCUAGCUUGCUGAAUUCUAAAGUUUGUACUAUGUUAAUCUUCGUAUGAAUGUAUGACAAAAACUCUUGGUUAGCUAUCUAUCAAACUUAUAAUUCUGAUACCAUGUAUCUAUGGAUAGGUACAUAUAUCCAUAAAUAUCCUGCUCCGGU
This is a messenger RNA of Arabidopsis arenosa, 2721 nucleotides long. NCBI's taxonomy places the organism in Eukaryota, Viridiplantae, Streptophyta, Magnoliopsida, Brassicales, Brassicaceae. The record is from the annotation of a GenBank genome assembly.